Iphiclides podalirius (scarce swallowtail) is the source of this 342-nucleotide messenger RNA. NCBI's taxonomy places the organism in Eukaryota, Metazoa, Arthropoda, Insecta, Lepidoptera, Papilionidae. The record is from the annotation of a GenBank genome assembly.
AUGUCCUACAAACACCCCCUGUGCUGGGCCGACGGAAAGCGGUCCGGGAGUUGCUCUUGGCCGUGCCACGGCGCGUCGCGGCCGGGCCGUGUGGCGGCAGUGAUUAGCCGCGCUCAGCACUGCAAUCACGCCUCUGUUGCCCGGGCGUCUGCUCGGACGCAUCGCCCCCGCGGCACCCCGCCCUCCCCCGCGCCCGAGGGCGAAUCUCCAGAGCAAACAGAUAAAAAAGAGCGCCGAACAACGCGCACGCCGUUAACGACCCGGCCCGUUCUCGACGCGGUGUGGGAAGAUUUAGCGAAUUUGAAUUUCGAUCGUCUCGAACGGUCCAUCCAUCAGCGGAAU